AUGAUGGAUGAAGCAGGAUUUAUCAUAAACAAGUGCGGAAGACUUCCUAAAUUAAUAGUUGCUUUAGGCAACUACUUCAACAAAGCACCAAACAUCAUACAGGAGAUGCGCCUGAAUGCUAACUUUAUGUAUGAGUUGAAGACCAGCAAAGGGCUUGACAGCUUUAGGGAUGUAUUCACUACGAUGCAUUCAAGCUUUCAAGCUUGUCCUCAAGUCCUCAAGAAAUGCAUCUUCUAUCUGCCACUUUUUACUCAAAGCAGCAUAAUUCGGCGGAGCCGUUUGGUGAGGCGGUGGAUCGCGGAGGGCUAUUGUGAGGGCCUUGACAGCAACAGAAAGGUGGAAUUCAUGGAGAAGGUCUUAGGCAACCUUGGCGCCCUUGGUAUGAUAGAUAAGCCCGCACAAACUCCUGCCGUGGCCAGUAACAUGAGCGGGACUUCUUUCCAAGUCAACUUUUUGUUCCUCGACUACAUCAUCUCACAGGAAACAAAAGAGAACAUUUUCCUUCCACUUGAAAUCACUGUACUGCAGGGAGAAAGCAGUCUGAACGUACAACGUGCAGGACAGCACUUGGCCAUUGGGAGCAGCUGGAAGAGAGACAAGUUUGUGCUCGACAGCUUGGACUUCUCACGGCUACGGUCUUUGACAGUUUCUAGAGAGUGGAGGCAGUUCUUCAUAUCUCACAGAAUGAGAGUGCUUCGUGUGCUCGAUCUGGAGGAAACAAACGUGAAGAAUGAUGACGUUGAACAGAUCGUGGCGCAUCUACUUUGCCUCAAGUUCCUCUCCAUUAGAAGAUGUGCAAAGGUUUCUUGUCUCCCAGAUUCCUUGGGUGGCCUGAAUCAGCUCCAGACUCUGGAUAUCAGACACACCUAUGUUGCCAAGCUUCCAGUCAGCAUCAGCAGGCUGCGGAUGCUGCAGUAUGUUCGUGCUGGUACCAGUGUGGCGCUGAUGGAUGAGGAGCCAUCAACAACAAAGAGGGGUAGGUAUGGACAUGUUGUUGCUUGUGAUGGCGUUAAGGUGCCCACAAAGACGGCAGCACUCAUAUCCUUGCACACGCUGGGUGUUAUCAACGUCAGCGACACAGGUGAUAAGGACAUUCAGCAGUUAUUCAGGAACCUAACUCAACUUCGCAAGCUUGGGGUGUCUGGCGUCAAUAGGAGAAAAAUCAAGGGGUUCUUUUCUGCUAUUGAGGGCCACGUCCACUUGGAGUCACUGUCACUGCAGCUCCACAUGGACAAGGAUUUGGAAUGGUUGCUUAAAAUUACCACUCCAAGGAAUCUACAGCGCCUUAAGAUGAAGGUACAUGUAGAGAAGUUGGAACACUGGAGCUGCCUACGGGUCCUUGGGCAGAUAAGGAGGCUGCAGACUCUACGCCUUCAUUUCAAAAUAGACCAAGAUGUUGAGCUCCAAUUUUGUGACCAAACGGAUGGUGCGGCAUGGUCUACACCCAUCCAAUUCUGUGAACUCAAGGUCCUCGAGAUUGCUUGCAGCUCCAACUUACAUGUGAAGUUUGAUGAUAGGGAGAUGAAAGAGCUAGAACUGCUGCAGGUUCGCUGUUUCGAUGGGUCCUCAUUGAACUUUUCUGGGCUAGAACACACUACUGCACUCAAGCAUGUCAGUCUCAAGGGAUCCUUUGACGACACAGUCAAGGAAGAAUUGCGGCAGACAGUUGCCCAGCAUCCCUACAGGCCUACUUUGAAGCUUGUGGAACCACGUUCAUCCUGA
Molecule: messenger RNA, 1722 nt
Organism: Panicum virgatum (switchgrass)
Lineage: Eukaryota; Viridiplantae; Streptophyta; Magnoliopsida; Poales; Poaceae
Product: disease resistance protein PIK6-NP-like
Exons: 1
Coding region: 1-1722 (573 amino acids)
Biological process (GO): defense response to other organism
Source: RefSeq, a predicted model, not a curated record